UUCCUCCUGGAGUCUGCCUCCCUCCAAUUCCUUCUCCACCCAAAAGUCUUCCUGCAUUUCUUUCCCUUCUUCCCAUGACUUCCCAACCACCCAAUCCACCUCUCGCCCUAGUUUUUUAAUCUUCCCAUCAGCCUCAGCCCGUUUGUCCGCCUUUCUCCAGCCCAGUUUUUUCUCUGUUCCACCCCCACGAAGCCGAAAUAGUGCCAUAUGGGAUCGGGAAAAGCAGGGAGUUAAGGAACCUGGGUUUCUCGUUCCGGUUCUGCCUAUGAUUCUGUGACCUUCAUCAAGCUUCACCUCUCUGACCUCAGUUUCUUGCCUAAUAAAAGAGGUGCCUGGAUUAGAUCUUCUUAAACGUCUUCGACAUAGUUCUUUUUUAAAUUAUAAAGUUUCUUAAUGUUUUGGUGAUAACUAUUACAUAUUUCUUUUGCAAAUUUGUAAACAGUGGGUUUCCAUAUUCAGUGUUAACACUGACUUGUCUUGAUCCUUUUCAGUGUUACUAUAACAAUCCUGAGUUUGCCCUCACUAGGAGAGACUUGGCUUAAGAGUUCCAAUCUCCUAUUUCCCACCUUUCUUUCUCCUAGUUCUUUAUUCCAAUCACAGGGACUUAGAUCAGUUAGUGUUCUUUCUGGUACAGAGGCAUUUUCUUGUUUGUGUGGCUAUCUGAGAUGAACUCUUCCCGAGGUGAUGGGACUUUGUGCCAGAAGGGCAGAGUCCUCUCUUGUUUGGGUUAUUAAAAUAUUGCCUUUUCCCUAAAGCCCUUCCUUCCCCACGUGAUCAUGUGUGAGUUCCUUUAUUUACCCUAGGGCCUUAUGUAAUAUGCAAUAGUAAUGUUUGCUUCCAAUUAUAUAGUUCUUAAUUAUUGGGAGCAAAAAGAACCAAAGGGGCAGGAAAAGAUUACAGAAUAUCUCUUUUAGAAACUGUCACAGCUUAACAUGUUCAAUUUUAUUUAAAGUUAAGAAAAAAGAAAUUAAACUUUCCGAAACUUAGUAACAUCUGGGAUUUAUUUUUUUACUUUGCUUUAAUGCAGUUGCUUUCAUUCCAGCCUUCUAGUUUUAGUUUGGUUUGUUGUUCAAUUCAUUGCUUGCUCUUUUACAUUUUGUAAGAAAACAUUUGAUUUUGUUAAACAUGUAAAUUAGUGGCAUAAAGUAAUAAUAAUAGGUAAGGCAAGGCCACAAGCAUUUAUUAAAUAGCCCCUACUCUGUAUCAAGCAUUGUGUUAAGCUGGUAUUUAUAGAACGUUUGAGUUUACAAACACAUGCAAGUCCUAUUGCACUGCUUAAGUAACUGGGUUCUUGAAGGCUUAGUCAACAAAGCACAAUCUCUUGACAGCCUCUGCCAGGAAAGGGUUGGAGGAGAGUCCCAGCAACAGAUUAUGUCAGCUUUCUGGCACAGUUCAGCCACUCAAGAGACUCAAUUCAUCCCCAGAAGGCUGACUCCUUGAUGAGAAGUUCUUUGGCCAUAGUAGCCUGUAAACAUAAGAAUCCAAAAUGGUGCUUAGUUUUCAUAUUUAGAAUGGCAGAGAAAGGGGGAAGAGGGGAGAAGAAUCUUAAGAAUUACAGAGUUUUUAAGAAUUACGUAGAGGUUUUAACAGUUGAUAUUUUAAAUGAGGGGAAAUCCUUAUUUAGUGACUAGAAAUGAAACAUGUCAAUCUUGACAUUCUUCAAAAUGAAAUCAGAAAACAAAAGGAACUUGUAUUUAAAUAGAAGAAUGGCUUUCAUUGGAGAAAUAAAUGAAGGAAUUGAUGGAGUUGGUUUUAGUGUACAUCCAAAGACGGCAACAACAAAAAACAUCAUUUCAUGGAAUAUUUGUCAUCUACUAUCUCAGUAUUCAUGAUAAACAUUUGCAAGAGGUCUUCAUGAAGAUAACUCCAGCUUAUGCACCAACAUCUAUUGAAGGAGCUGAGAAGCGAGAAGAGGACCAGAGAUUAAUUUAUUCAGGAAAGCUGCUGUUAGAUCACCUUUAUCUCAGAGAUAUACUACCUAAGCAUGAAAAACGGCAUGUCCUUCAUUUGGUUUGCAGUAUAAGAAAUCCUUCAAAAAUGCCAGAAAAGAUUUCUGAAUCUAGUGAGCAGCCUACUGGACUAAAUCAAGACCAACAUUCUUCUGUGGAUUCCUUAAGUAGUGGAUUAAGGCAAAGGGAUGUUCUUCAUAAUCCUUCUUCACUUGCAUGGGAAAAUAAUUCAAGAAUGGAAGCAAUUCAACAGACCUUCCAAGGUGUGAGUCCUGGCUUUUCAGGCUAUACUACCUAUGGCUGGCUACAGCUCUCCUGGUUCCAACAGAUUUAUGCCAGGCAAUAUUACAUGCAAUAUUUAGCAGCUACUGCUGCUUCAGGGGCCUUUACAUCAUCACCAAGUGCACAAGAAAUUCCUGUAGUCUCCACACCAACUCCAGCACCUAUUCACAAUCAGUUUCCUGCUGAAAACCAGCCUGGCAAUCAGAAUGCUGCUGCUCAAGUGGUCGUUAAUCCAGGAGCCAAUCAGAAUUUGCGGAUGAAUGCACAAGGUGGUCCUCUUGUAGAAGAGGAUGAUGAGAUGAAUCGUGACUGGUUGGAUUGGAUCUAUUCAGCAACCACAUUCUCGGUCUUCCUUAGCAUCCUCUAUUUCUACUCCUCUCUGAGCCGAUUCCUCAUGGUUAUGGGUGCCACACUUGUUAUGUACCUGCAUCACGUUGGGUGGUUUCCAUUUAGACAAAGACCAGCUCCACAAAUUCCAAAUAAUAUGCCUCCUCGAGUACCUAUUAAUCAAGAUCCGAACAAUAAUUUACAGGAGGAAAAUGCUGAUGGUGAUGGAGAACCUGGAUUAGUUCCUCCCCAGCAGGAUUUAUUGGAAGGUCAACAAGGCAGCCCUUCAAUUAUGAGCACUGCAUGGCUUGUCUUCAAAACAUUCUUUGCCUCUCUCCUGCCAGAAGGCCCCCCAGCAGUAGUGAACUAACCAGUUCGAUUGCCUAGCUGUUAGAUAGUUUUCCAAGUGUGGACUGACUGGGUCGUGUAACUCCAACUUAACGACUUACUUGUCUUCUCAACUGGACAGGGCUAUGACUCCGAAUAAUUAAAAGAACCAGCAGGGAUGUUCUUUUGUGACCAAGCAAAUACAAAAAAGCAGGAUCCCGAAUCCAUGUUACGAGUUUAUGGACUUCAUGAAGUACAUCGUGCUUACUAUGUCUUUAUUCCAAAGAGCUUAAUAUAUGCUGAAUUUAGUUUAAUAAGCAUUUUAAGUAGAAGGCAUUAGUGUUGCACUGUUUUGCCUGAAGAGCACUUAAGGUUGUGUGUUUGCAUGUGUUUGUACAUAGAUGUAAUAGGAGCAGAAUGCUUGGUUCUGCCCAUGUGAUUUGAUUCCUGUUGGAAUGUUUUAAAUGUGGUUUAAAUUACACUAAGUGUAGUACUUUGUAUAAUCAAUGAAAUUGCUAGACAUGUUUUAGCAAGAUUUUUCUAGGGAAGAUAUAUGUCUAAAUUGCUUUUUUAAAUGCAGUGCUUUAUUUUAAACCAAGGGAAAAUUUGUAGAGGUGGAAACCUUUGCUGGGUUUUCUGUACAAUAAAGUUUUCCUACAAAUGAGGUUA
This is a messenger RNA of Sarcophilus harrisii (Tasmanian devil), 3554 nucleotides long. It is a transcript of the gene HERPUD1, whose product is annotated as homocysteine inducible ER protein with ubiquitin like domain 1. Gene Ontology annotation, cellular component: endoplasmic reticulum membrane. The transcript has 8 exons. Gene Ontology annotation, molecular function: transmembrane transporter binding. The coding region runs from base 1729 to 2928 and encodes 399 amino acids. Lineage: Eukaryota; Metazoa; Chordata; Mammalia; Dasyuromorphia; Dasyuridae. The record is from RefSeq and is a predicted model, not a curated record. Gene Ontology annotation, biological process: endoplasmic reticulum unfolded protein response; endoplasmic reticulum calcium ion homeostasis; ubiquitin-dependent protein catabolic process.